Messenger RNA from Hyposmocoma kahamanoa, 1154 nucleotides. RefSeq names its product protein singles bar (gene sing). The record is from RefSeq and is a predicted model, not a curated record. NCBI's taxonomy places the organism in Eukaryota, Metazoa, Arthropoda, Insecta, Lepidoptera, Cosmopterigidae. The transcript has 5 exons. Bases 375 to 803 code for a protein of 142 amino acids. Gene Ontology annotation, cellular component: membrane.
GAGUGUGAUUUUUCAUUGUUUUACUUGAAAUACUUACGUUAAUACGAUAGUGGUGUAGGGCAAAGUUGAAUGAACCUUUAUUGAAACGGGCGGGCAAAAUUUCUAAAAAUACUAACUUGUGAAUAAUACUGGCCGUGUAAAUAGGAGUUUUCCGGUCUGUCGGGAUGGUGAAAGCAUUCCAGUCCAUUCCGGUUCGUGUAUUGAAGUACCGAUCUCCUUCGAGUUUCCGCGCUUAUAGUUUUCUUCUUUGAAGAAAAGUUUAUAAAGAAGUUUCUAAACGACACCCGGUAUUAAAAAGUUGCAUUGUUUCGAAAAUUGAAAUAAAAAGUAGCUUCACUUUUAAUUACGAAAAGUAAAAAAAGUUGAAGUGCAAGAUGACUCGAGGUCCAACAAUAGUAAGGGUAGCACCUAGCGAUGGCAAUGGCGUGAAGUGCUGUUGCUGCAGGUGCUGCGAAUGUUUCAACUUGGGAUAUCUCAUUAGUCAGCAUGGACUAAUUAAGUUAGCCGAAGCGAUGUUAGGCGGUCUUUGCCAAACACUUCUGGUAAAGUACGGUAUGUACGAGGCGGGCCUAAUGGGCUCCGCGUUCUUUGGCUUCCUCACCACAGCGUCUUCUUGUCUGCUUGUCACGGCGCUGCUCAUCACCUGCUACACAGUGUCUUCUAAAUCUCAGCAGCUUAUUAGACAGUCGAUUUUUAUCUUUUCUAUUGGAUUUUUUAAUUUUCGAAUGUCUAUUCAAUGCCGUGGCGUGUUUUCUGUACCUAUCGGCAUCUUCGUAUGUGUGGGUGGCUGUGCACUUGAAUAAUGUAUUUACGAACUCUGGAGCCCCUGCAAUGACCGCUGUUAACUCCAUAGGAGUGGUGUUAGGAAUCCUGUACGGUAUGGACGCUUACAAUUCCUUCAAGUAUUAUAAAGGCUAUCGAUAGAUUUAUAAGAUAUCGAUUUUAUACUAAUUGUAAUCACUAUCUGUUCUUUCUUAAAAUAAGUUAAAAAGUCUUAAAGGAAGUUUAAAACAGUUACUGCCAUUCCACAUUUAAUUAGAUUACAGUUUAUAUGUCGCACUUAAAAAUCAAUUAUUAUCAUUAUGUUACUUAGUUUAAGAAAAAUAAUCGAAUAAUUAUGUACGUCUGUAUUCAAUAUACUUAUACAAGUUUUA